Prunus mume (Japanese apricot) is the source of this 1092-nucleotide messenger RNA. RefSeq lists its product as uncharacterized. The record is from RefSeq and is a predicted model, not a curated record. Gene Ontology annotation, molecular function: RNA-DNA hybrid ribonuclease activity; nucleic acid binding. Gene Ontology annotation, biological process: DNA integration. Lineage: Eukaryota; Viridiplantae; Streptophyta; Magnoliopsida; Rosales; Rosaceae.
AUGCCUAACACAGGAGUCUUCUGUCGCUUUCAUCAGUUCGGUGGCCAUGAUACCGAAUCUUGUGUUGCCUUGCGCAACAUCAUUGAGGGACUUAUUCGCGAGGGGAAGCUGGAUAAAUACGUGCACAACCUCCCACCUAACCCUCACCAACGGCAGAUCAACAUGAUCUCAACCAUUAGUGGUGGCCCAACCAUGGCUGGCACCUCCAACAACUCCAUCAAACAUUAUGUCCGCUCUACCUAUGCGCACCAGGUCUUCAGCACUGAGCAGGGACGCUUGCCGAAGACACAAAAAACAGGCUGGGACUCCAUUACCUUCUGCGAGGAGGAGGAGCGCGGCGUUAUCCUCCCUCAUGAUGACCCAAUCAUUAUCCGCGCCGACAUAUCUAACUUUGACGUUGGGCGCAUAUUGGUAGACACCGGCAGCUCAGUCAGUGUGAUGUUUGCUGAUGCCUUCAAUGAGCUCCAGGUCCCGUCUCAUUUGCUUGACCGAAGCGUCACACCCCUGGUGAGCUUUUCGGGUGAUGUGGUCCAGCCUAUCGGGAGCAUUCAUCUCCCUAUCUCUAUUGGAGCAGCACCCCAGAGGAAGACGAUCACCACUCCCUUCCUUAUCAUUGACUGCCCUACAGCCUACAACUUUAUCCUGGGACGCCCUGCCAUGGCCCAGAUGAAGGUUUUCAUUUCCACACAUAUGUUACUGUUGAAAUUUCCUACCCCCCAUGGCACGGGCACUGUGCGCGGUGAUCAACUUGGCGCCCGAAGUUGCUAUGCUUCGGUAGUAAAGUCUACUAAUCGCCAACAUAGGGGUGAGGCCCUAGCGGUAACCCAGGCCCUAGCCCCACCUCGAGCUGGCACUGAACGCCCAGAGGACCCCAGGAAGGAAUCUGCCACCCAACAGGCCGAACCUGUGGAGGACCUCGAAUUGGUCACUCUCCAUGAGAAUAUCCCGGAUCGACAGGUCAGGAUCGGCACCUCCCUCUCACAAGAGCUUCGCUCUGAUCUUGUUGCCUUCCUCCGCCUCAACUCUGAAGUCUUUGCUUGGUCUUACAACGAUAUGCCGGGCAUAUCACCUGACGUCAUCUCCAUAGGCUAA